This is a messenger RNA of Lagenorhynchus albirostris (white-beaked dolphin), 3549 nucleotides long. It is a transcript of the gene CSNK1E, whose product is annotated as casein kinase 1 epsilon. The coding region runs from base 1086 to 2336 and encodes 416 amino acids. Gene Ontology annotation, cellular component: nucleus; cytoplasm. NCBI's taxonomy places the organism in Eukaryota, Metazoa, Chordata, Mammalia, Artiodactyla, Delphinidae. Gene Ontology annotation, biological process: signal transduction; endocytosis; peptidyl-serine phosphorylation. The transcript has 11 exons. The record is from RefSeq and is a predicted model, not a curated record. Gene Ontology annotation, molecular function: ATP binding; protein serine/threonine kinase activity.
GUGACCAUUGGUGAAGGGCUAGUGGCGGCUCCCUGGGAACUAGUGCUGGGGCUGGGUGUCUCUCCUGGGCAGGAGCUAUUGGCUCCUUGCCUCCGCUGGGGUGGAGAGCUCCAGCCUGACCAACUGUGGAAUAAAGCCCUCCCGUCUCCCCUCCUGGGUGGGUCUGGCUUUUGGGGUAGUACUUGGCAUGGGGAAGGGGCAGAGCCUCUGUGCCGCACACAGCUGCUUUUCCACCUUCCUGUUUUGUUUGCCUCCUGGCCCUGGCAUGAAAUAAGUCCUGUUUGAGAGGGUGGAGGCUGCCAGGUAGGGCAGCAGGAACCCUGUCUGGGUCUUAGGGGAGGAAACUGUCACUAACUUGCUGCUGGGGUGGGGUGGGGAGCAGGUGGCAUGUCCUCCCUGGGCCUCAGUUCCCUGUCUGCAGGGAGCGGCACCUCUUUAUAGUUUUCUGCACUUGCCCUCUCGUAGACCCUCUGAGAUCUUAGGGAUCCCCCAUCCCUCUCCUUAUUUCAUAGGCCAACCCUCCCCAUCCCCCAGAGCAAAAACCACCUCCUCCUGGCCUUUUGAGUUUCCUCCUCUGCUGCCCAGACCUUUGCCCCAGGCCAGAGCAGAGGCAUCCCUACCAGGGUGGCCCCUGAUGUUCCGUGAGCUUGGACACCCAGGGUGGGGCACAGGAAGGAGGGAAGUGCUCAGGUCAGCGCUUUCCCCCCAGACCUCCUCCCACACCACAGAAGCUGGUCCUUCAGCUCAAAACCUGGCUUUGGUCCUCUCAGUUGCUCUGCAGGGCCCUCUUAGGAGACCCUUCUAAUCUGGAAGAAAACCAGCCCCAAACUGUUCAUCCAAAGAGAUCCUUGCAGAGAGUCCUUUGUGAGGUUCUUGGUGUUGUGAGGUCGAGAGAGGGAGAGGACCAGAAGGUGGAUGUUCUGGGGGCCCCUUUCUUGCCUUCCCUGUGAGUCGGGGAGGAGACCUCUCUGGCAGGGCACACUGCAGACUUGCAAGGUCUGCCUCUGGGAAGACCAGCCCAGGCUGUGAAGAACUGGCCUCCAAUUCUUGGUGCUGGAAGCUGGAGGCCUGGGCAAGAGUGAACCAUGGAGCUACGUGUGGGGAACAAGUACCGCCUGGGCCGGAAGAUCGGGAGCGGGUCCUUCGGAGAUAUCUACCUAGGUGCCAACAUCGCCUCUGGUGAAGAAGUUGCCAUCAAGCUCGAGUGUGUGAAAACGAAGCACCCCCAGCUGCACAUCGAGAGCAAGUUCUACAAGAUGAUGCAGGGGGGAGUGGGAAUCCCGUCCAUCAAGUGGUGCGGAGCCGAGGGAGACUACAACGUGAUGGUCAUGGAGCUGCUGGGGCCCAGCCUCGAGGACCUCUUCAACUUCUGCUCCCGCAAGUUCAGCCUCAAGACGGUGCUGCUCCUGGCCGACCAGAUGAUCAGCCGCAUUGAGUACAUCCACUCCAAGAACUUCAUACACCGGGACGUCAAGCCCGACAACUUCCUCAUGGGGCUGGGGAAGAAGGGCAACCUGGUGUACAUCAUUGACUUCGGCCUGGCCAAGAAGUACCGGGACGCCCGCACCCACCAGCACAUCCCCUACCGGGAAAACAAGAACCUGACUGGCACUGCCCGCUACGCCUCCAUCAACACCCACCUGGGCAUCGAGCAAAGCCGUCGAGAUGACCUGGAGAGUCUGGGCUACGUGCUCAUGUACUUCAACCUGGGCUCCCUGCCCUGGCAGGGCCUCAAAGCGGCCACCAAGCGCCAGAAGUACGAGCGGAUCAGCGAGAAGAAGAUGUCGACGCCCAUUGAGGUCCUCUGCAAAGGCUACCCCUCUGAGUUCUCAACAUACCUCAACUUCUGCCGUUCGCUGCGGUUCGACGACAAGCCCGACUACUCCUACCUGCGCCAGCUCUUCCGCAACCUCUUCCACCGUCAGGGCUUCUCCUAUGAUUAUGUCUUCGACUGGAACAUGCUCAAAUUCGGUGCAGCCCGGAACCCCGAGGACGUGGACCGGGAGCGGCGAGAGCACGAGCGCGAGGAGAGGAUGGGGCAGCUCCGGGGGUCCGCCACCCGGGCCCUGCCCCCUGGCCCGCCCACUGGGGCCACCGCCAGUCGGCUCCGCAGUGCGGCCGAGCCUGUAGCUUCCACCCCUGCCUCCCGCAUCCAGCAAGCUGGCAAUACUUCUCCCAGAGCGAUCUCACGGGUCGACAGAGAGAGGAAGGUGAGCAUGAGGCUACACAGGGGCGCACCCGCCAACGUCUCGUCCUCCGACCUCACUGGGCGGCAAGAGGUCUCCCGGAUUUCAGCCUCACAGACGAGCGUGCCAUUUGACCACCUCGGGAAGUGAGGAGCCACCAGCGGACCAGUAUUUGCUUAGUGUCUUCACUGUAUUUUCUUUUAAAAAAACAACAAAAAGAUGGGGAAAAAAAACCACUCGAACAAAAAGAAACAAAACCCAGCACAAAACCAACGAUGGAUUCUAUUUCGAGUCUUUUUUUUUUCUUUUUUUUUUCUUUUUUUGCCAAUGGCAAGAAGAUGGGAUGCCCUCGGCAUAGAGGAUCCUCGUCCCUUCGCACUUCCCGCUGCCCACAGCCUUCAGGCUGCCAAACGCUCCCAGACAUCAGGCUCCACUUGGCGGACGCCACGGCCCUGCCACGGCCGCCGCCUGACAUGGCUGGGAGGGGGACACUUCUGCACUGGAGCUGCAGCAGGUCCUCACGGGCCCUCAGGAGGUGGCCUGAGGAGCUGGGGGAAUGGAUUGGUUGGUCAGAGGCAGGUCCCACUGGGUAUCCAUGAGCUUUGGGACCACGGGAGACGUGUGCAGCCCCACCCCCCUGAGAUGACGGCCGCCGACUUUAUGUGUUGGGCUUUUGCCAGUGCCCCCCUCAGCGUUUGGGUCCCUUCUUUGCCUGUCCACAGAGACCUUGAGGAGGGGGUGGUGAGGCAGGGGGGCCAGGAGUCCUUGUGGGUGUGUGUGUAUGUAUCUGACCUGUAUCUCCCAGGACAGCAGAUGUGCCGCCCACCUGCCAGGCCGACUUUGUGUUCUCAUGCCCCUGACGAGGACAUGGGGGUGGGCGGUGACCUCCAUGCCCCUCAAGGAGGGCACAGAGGGUCUUUGACACCACCGACCCCGAGACUGUCAUCAGCCUGUGGUCCCCCUUUUCUGGUCUUAGGGCAGAAUCUGUGGAGACUCCUUUCAGAAGGCAUCUGGCUCCUGGGUUAUACAUUAAUUCCCUGGUCCUGACACUCACCUGGGGUCAGGCCUGGGCACUGGAUUUAUCCAUCCUGCCUAGUUAACACUCGUUUUUACUUUAUUUUUGUUUGUUUUUUUCCAUGUGUGUAUUUCCUAAUUUAUUUACCUCUGUUUCCCCUUUAUUUUCUUUUUCUUUUUUUUUAAUUAAAGAGCAAAGCUUUUUAUUACUUUGUAAUUUAAAAAACAAAAAAAAUACUGAUGAACUUUGGGGGGAAUUUUGUACUUUUUUCCUGUGUAAAUAUUGGACUUUUUUGAGCUUUAUUGUGGUUGUUAAUUUGAAGUAAUAAAGUAGAAAAGGAUAAAGUGA